Carassius gibelio (silver crucian carp) is the source of this 912-nucleotide messenger RNA. RefSeq names its product guanylyl cyclase-activating protein 1-like. Gene Ontology annotation, cellular component: photoreceptor inner segment; cone photoreceptor outer segment. Gene Ontology annotation, biological process: visual perception; positive regulation of guanylate cyclase activity. The record is from RefSeq and is a predicted model, not a curated record. The transcript has 4 exons. The coding region runs from base 21 to 587 and encodes 188 amino acids. NCBI's taxonomy places the organism in Eukaryota, Metazoa, Chordata, Actinopteri, Cypriniformes, Cyprinidae. Gene Ontology annotation, molecular function: calcium ion binding; calcium sensitive guanylate cyclase activator activity.
AUCUCUGCUGCAGCGGCAUCAUGGGAAACACCUCCGGCAUAUCAGUGAAGGAGCUGAGCGCAUGUCACUCCCACUGGUGGUACCGCAAGUUCAUGACCGAGUGUCCGUCCGGGCAGCUCACCUUCUACGAGUUCAAGAAGUUCUUCGGCCUGAAGAAUCUGUCCGAGACAUCCAAUGAGUACGUCAAGACCAUGUUCAAGACCUUCGACAUUAACGACGACGGCUGCAUUGAUUUCAUGGAGUACGUGGCAGCUCUGAGUCUGGUUCUGAAGGGUGGAGUUCAGCAGAAGCUGCGCUGGUACUUUAAACUGUUCGACGUGGACGGCAGCGGCUGCAUCGACCGCGAGGAGCUGCUGCUCAUCUUCAAGGCCAUCGAAGCCAUUAACGGAGUAGAGCAGGAGUUUUCCGCUGAAGAACUUACUGACAUGGUGUUUAACAAGAUUGAUGUUAACGGAGACGGCGAGCUGUCUCUGGACGAGUUCAUCGAGGGCAUCCAGGCGGACGAGGUUCUGUCGGUGAUGCUGACCCAGAGUCUGGAUCUGACUCAUAUCGUCAGUAACAUCUACACAGACAUGGGCUCAGCCUGAGAUCAGGUGCCAAACCAGAAGAAGAAGAGGAGCGUUUCUCAACUCUGAAGAUGCUGAUUCAGCUUUAAACCCUCACAGUGUUAAUAAAGUUCAUCUGCAUUUCAGCAGCCACACAAUAACUGAGACUAGAGCAGACGCUUCGUUUAAGUGCACUUAUACUUAUGGUUCAUUUGUGAUAUUAAAACCUAGGAUUUCAACCAAUCCUGUGAAAUACUUUUCUUCAGCCCUGUGAUGUCCUGUAAGAACUCCAUCUUAAUAUGACGUAGUAUUAUUAUUAUAGAUAUGAAGUAUUGUAGUAUUUGUUAUGUUGUUGUAAUUUUACACU